Molecule: messenger RNA, 633 nt
Organism: Ceutorhynchus assimilis (cabbage seed weevil)
Lineage: Eukaryota; Metazoa; Arthropoda; Insecta; Coleoptera; Curculionidae
Source: the annotation of a GenBank genome assembly
AAAUUUUUGACACCUUCAUCUUCACAUAAACAAAAAUAUCAUAUUUUGAAUUUUGAUCAAAUCCAUUACUUCCUUUUUUGGAAUUUGCUGGUUUUCUUCGCUUUUCUUCUUCAUAAAACUAAUUAAUAAAGGUCGUCAAAUGGCUGGAACCAGUGGAAAAGGAACAUUUCAACCAGAUUCAGAUGUUCAUAUUUCCUACGAAGAUCAGCAAAGAAUCAACGUGUUUGCUAGAUUGAAUGCUAAAUUGGAGGAUUUGAAGGAUGAAGUUAAAGUUAAGGAGAAUGAUCUCAAGAUUCUUGAAGAUGCCUGCGAUGAAAUAGCCUUAUUCGACGAUGACGAAGAAAUUCCCUAUUUAGUAGGUGAAGUCUUUAUCUAUCAAAAUCUAGAAAAAACUCAGAAGUGCCUAGAAGAAGCCAAGGAAAAAAAUGAAAAAGAAAUUGCUGCUCUACACAAGAAGUCUGAUGACAUCAGAGAUCAAAUGGAUGAGCUUAAAGGUCACUUAUACGGGAAAUUUGGUAGCCAUAUUAAUCUUGAAGCUGAUGAUUAAUAAUUUUUAAAUUUUUUUGAAUAAUGUAAAAUUUGGUAAACAAGCGUUUUUAUUUAGUUGCAUAAUUUAUGAAAUAAACAUUUUGC